AUGUGGAGCACUUUCUUGAGGAACCUAACUCUCAAUGCUACUAAAACUAUUAAAUCUGUACAUACCAUUAACAAUCUUGGCUACUGUGUGGGGAAUGGUGUUAUAAAGCCUGACAUGGAAAGACUCCGGCCUCUUCAAGAAAUACCACCUCCCAUUAGUCAAGGAUCUUUAAAGAGGGCAAUGGGUAUGUUUGCUUACUAUGCUAAAUGGAUACAGAAUUUUUCUGCUAAGAUUCAACCGCUGGCAAGAGUAAAGAAAUUUCCUUUAAAUGAAGAAGCUUUGCAUGUUUUUGAACUAAUCAAACAGGAACUUGAAGGAGCAACACUACACUCUGUGGAUGAAAAUGUGCCUUUUGAGUUCGAAUGUGAUGCCUCUGAAGUAGCAGUCUCGGCAGUACUCAACCAGAGUGGCAGGCCUGUGGCCUUCAUGUCUAGGACUUUACAAGGAAGUAAAGUGCACUAUCACAUCAUAGAAAAGGAGGCAAUGGCUAUCAUGGAAGCUAACCAACGUUCAGUGGCCUUCAUGCUCCAUAACAGGAAACGCACUAAAGUUAAGAAUAAUAAGAUCCAGGGAUGCCAGAAGGAACUCGCAGCCUUCAGUUAUACGGUUUCCACGUCAUCUACCCUCACUGAACUACAUGGGAAUCUGUGCCAUCCAGGAAUGACUUGCUUAUUGCACUUUGUGAGAUCGAAAAAUCUUCCCUUUUCCACUGAGGACAUUAAGAAGGUCUGUGCUUCCUGCAGGAUAUGUGCCAAGUUGAAACUGAGGUUCUACAAACUCCAAGAAGGAACACUCAUCAAGGCGACACAACCAAUGGAGAGAUUAAGCAUUGACUUUAAGGGACCAGUUCUGACGGCCUUAUGCAACCCCUAUUUACUUAUUGUGGUUGAUGAAUAUUCUCGUUUUCCUUACGCUUUUAUGUGUCCCAACAUGAACACAACUACAGUGAUUAAGUGCUUAGAACAAAUAUUCAGCCUGUGUGGGAUGCCUCAGUAUAUACAUUCGGAUCAAGGAACCUCAUUCAUGUCCAGGAAGCUCAAAACCUAUCUCGCUCAGAAGGGAGUUGCAACGAGUCGAACUACCCCUUUCCACCCAAUUGGUAAUGGGCAAGUGGAUCGGCUCAACAGUACUGUAUGUAAAUCACUCCAGCUGGCACUCAGGUCCCAAAAUCUUCCUGAUCAGCACUGGGAGUUAGUACUCACUGACGUGAUACAUUCACUUAGAUCCCGUCUGUCGACAGCAACUAAUGUCACACCCCAUGAACGGUUUUUUGGAUUUCCGCGCCGCUCAUCCUCUGGAGGCUCUCUGCCUUCAUGGCUUAUGUCGUCAGGACCAAUAUUACUGAGGAGGUUUGUCAGAACAAGCAAAAAUGAACCCCUGGUGGAUAAGUUGAGCUAA
Molecule: messenger RNA, 1398 nt
Organism: Macrobrachium nipponense
Lineage: Eukaryota; Metazoa; Arthropoda; Malacostraca; Decapoda; Palaemonidae
Exons: 2
Coding region: 1-1398 (465 amino acids)
Biological process (GO): DNA integration
Molecular function (GO): nucleic acid binding
Source: RefSeq, a predicted model, not a curated record